Scheffersomyces stipitis CBS 6054 is the source of this 1304-nucleotide messenger RNA. It is a transcript of the gene ORM1, whose product is annotated as sphingolipid homeostasis protein. The record is from RefSeq and is a predicted model, not a curated record. Gene Ontology annotation, biological process: intracellular sphingolipid homeostasis; ceramide metabolic process; negative regulation of ceramide biosynthetic process. Gene Ontology annotation, cellular component: endoplasmic reticulum membrane. The transcript has a single exon. Lineage: Eukaryota; Fungi; Ascomycota; Pichiomycetes; Serinales; Debaryomycetaceae. Bases 472 to 1170 code for a protein of 232 amino acids.
AGCGCAUUCAAGUCGUUGUUGUUCGAAAUUUGUCACGUGUAAGCCCGUUAGUUACUCGUUCUGAAGGAGAGCUUCCCCUAGUGAAUCUUGAAUCAUCGUCAGAAGGCCUCCAUCCAACUCAACUGUUCAUUUAAUUGAAAGACCAGCGCUGGGAAUAUCAAUCAUCUUCAAUUCUGAACGUAAUCUCAGUAGCAGUACAUUCCACAUUCAAGCUUGCAGUAGUUAUUGUUUGUUUGUUGCGAUAAGAGUCAUCCCUUUUUUGAUACAGCUGGAUCAUAGUUCUAGACUCAAACUGCCAGAACCAGAUUUGAAUUCGUUUCAAUUAUACUUUAAUAUUUAACGACUACAUUCUGCUUCUAUCAUUAUCAACGAACUCAUUAAUCGUUGAAACACACUUGUUUUUCUUGAAUUGAUUAUUAAACUGCAGACUAAUUCUGAAGUAUCUGUCGUGUUCGUAAAUCGUAAUUGCAUAUGUCUGUCUCAUCUGAAAACGACCAUUUGUCGCCGCUCGACCUCAGUCCUAGACAGAGACCCCAUUCCAACAGCAUCAAUAGCAUUGGAUCUCCGGGUCGCAAUAGAAGCAACUCAGGUACCUUUAGCUCGGGUCAUAUAAAUAACAGCAUUCCGCUUACUCCGACAGGGUCGCAUCAUCAACACACCGUUAAUACCAGACCCAGACGGUCGUCCUCCAUCAUUCAGCACUUGGAGCCAGACACUUUGGACACGAAAAUCGACCAGGCACUUAAUCCCAAUGUCAAUGCGAACUGGGUGCACCAAAAAGGUGCUUGGAUCAUCCACAUCGUUCUCAUUGUGUUUUUGAAGUUGUUCUUCAACUUCAUCACCGUAUUGGACAACGACUGGAGAUGGACUUUGACCAACUUGACGUACAACAUCGGUUCGUAUAUUAUGUUUCAUCAAGUUAAAGGGACUCCGUUUGAGUUCAACUCGGGAGCUUACGAUAACUUGACUAUGUGGGAACAAAUAGACAAUGGAGACCAGUACACGCCAACGAAGAAAUUCUUGAUGUCGGUGCCUAUUGGUCUCUUUUUGAUCAGUACCCACUACUCAAACUACAACUUGAACUUAUUUGUAUUGAACGGAGUCAGCUGUCUCUGUGUGGUGGUUCCCAAGUUGGCCAUUGCCCAUAGAUUGAGAGUGACGUUGUACUAGUCCAAGGGCAAGCGAAGAUUUGAGUACCGUUUGUUUUACUGUUUUACUCUGCGGAGGACUUUCUAAUACAUCCAUAUAUAUUUGAAGAGGCUACCGGCUUAUGAUUCGAGAUUAUACAUUAAUAUACAUAAAAG